Solea senegalensis (Senegalese sole) is the source of this 3906-nucleotide messenger RNA. RefSeq names its product tripartite motif-containing protein 16-like. The record is from RefSeq and is a predicted model, not a curated record. The transcript has a single exon. Gene Ontology annotation, molecular function: protein binding. Bases 2372 to 3511 code for a protein of 379 amino acids. Lineage: Eukaryota; Metazoa; Chordata; Actinopteri; Pleuronectiformes; Soleidae.
UCGACCCCAAAGUUGGUACCAGUAUUGGAUCGAUACUAGCUUGAUAAGGUUGAUGCUUUUGUUAAAUAUUCUUUUCUAAAUGAAAUCUUCUUGGACGGUUUAUGCGAGAACAGACCCCCUCUCAGUUCUGCUUGCACUCUCUCUGCUCCCCCUCCCGCUCCUGUUUCCAUCUGUUUUGUCACGUGACUCAGGCGAGCAGAGCUAGUAUCAGUUCUGAAGUUGGCAUGGUGGCAGAAGGGAAAAGAAGCAUUGUGUGGACACUUUAGACCCCACAAAAAUGUAAAAAAAAAAAGAAAGUUGUUUGGUACUGUGGCAACACAAGUAAUCUCUAUAAGCUACACAAGAAACAGAACUUAAAAGUAAAAAAAAAUACUAUUUACCUCACUAGCUGCAUUCAGAUAGGUCAUGUGUAUGCAUGUGCAUGUAGGCGGGUUGUAAAGUUGUGUUUAAAGUUGCUGUUUCUGAACAAAAACCUUAGACUGAAGGAAAGAAGAGUCCAAGUUUUCUUCUCUAGUAACAAUUGUGAGCAGAUUUGAUUUUCGCAAGCUGUAUUCAUAAUUAAUCGUUGUGAGAUGCUAUAGGAUGUUUAGAAAUCGAUUAUAUAAAUGAAAACACAAGAAUUGUGUUGAAUACAUAAUACAUACAUACAUUAACAAACAUGCACUGUAGAAUGAUGAGUAAAUGAGUAAAAAUACUAAUACUAAGAGUAAAAAUGAGUAUCAAUAUCUACAUUACUGGCCCAUAUCUGUAUCGGAUUGAUUUAAAAUGUUAACCACAUGUACUGUCGGUACACGUUUACAUGCACACUGAUCUAGAAAGAGACACAUGUGACCACACCAAAAUAAAGAAACUAUCAUGAUUGCAUAUGCAGUACAGCCCUUUCUUUGACAAGUGUGCUAUAAUGAUAAUUAAAGCAGCAUUGUGCGGGCCCUCACAGCCCCCACUUGCAGACACACAUGCCAAGUUUCAAGCUGAUCAAUCAAUGUACGGGCGAGUUACAGGGCACUUCCUGGCCGACAUCGCAUUCACGGGUCAAGUUCAUGUUCGUAGACAUGUUCAAGUUUCGUGCCAAUCAGACAAUGUAUGGCAAAGUUAUAGUGCACUUCCUGUUUCAUGGUGAAUCGUCGAAAUUCGCCCAAAUACCAAUGGCCGCUGUGGCCAUGCCCUUUUGAAUCUGCAAUACAUUUCAAUCACAUUUGGGACCAGUACAAAUUGACAAGUUUGCAGGCGCCCUCAGAUUUCAUUCAGUUACAAAACUUGUAAAAUGCCAAGAUGGACGCCAAAUUCAAAAUGGCUGACUUCCAGCUGAGUCGAGGUCAUGGUCCCAAUGGGAUUUUUUGUUUGUCUUGGGUCGAAACACGUUCCCACCAAAUUUUGUGAAAUUCGGCACAACUAGGUUUCGGCCCACUCCAUAGGCGUUUGACCUGAGGGGGUGCUACUGAGCCAUUUUUCAUUGGUUUUUCGCAAAUUCCAUUACUUGGAAUAAUAUUAUUUUUUUAAUGUUUAUAUUUUGUUCAUACAAAAAGCGUUGUAACACAAGUUAUUUACAGAAGAGAAAAAGAUUGUGCUCAAGAUUCACAGCCACGUAGCAACAUUUCAGAAUAUGUGUUCGUCAAUUUAAAAUGUCCUCAUGAAACACGAUGACACAACCGAGGUUUGACCAAAGUGCUGGACAUUGAUCGCAUCGAGAAAACAGCCAGACAUAAAACAAUAACCAAUAACCAUUAUUAUAUUGCACCACAUGCUGUACACGACACAAUAAAACACACACCCAGACUAUAAUUCGCAUUAUACGUUUUUACUAGAUUGGAUGGGUUCUGAAAGUUAUUUCACUCCUUUGUAGUAAAUCUGAAUUUCAUAAGGUAAAUAAAGGCUGGUCGGCGGAGAGACAUUCUGCUGGUCAGAUCUUGUAUAAUGUGCCUGAUUAAGUCCCUGGUGAUAGCAAGCAUCCAUUGUUAUUGUUCAGUGUUUAUUCUUUCUUUAUUCUGAUAUUCCACUUCCGCCAAAGGUUUGGUUUGUCUAAGCGUUUCGAGUAAUCAUGGCGACAAAAAUCACAAAAAAUGUCCACAGAUAUACCACUUUGUCUAAAUACUUCAAGUUUUAAAGGUUCCAUCUACCCAAAUUGGCAGCAAGAAGUAGGCAUGGUCAAAAUUUCGCCGCAGGAAUGUUCUAGUUCUAGAGGGUUUGUCUUUAAUCCAAGACGUAGAGCUGACAACAGCAGUCAACAGAAGAGUUGACUUCAUGUCGGGAGUGGGAGUGGUCUGACAAAGAUAUGAUAAGGUGAUCCUUUAUUAGUCCCACAUAAAGGACAUUUACAACACAACUCAAACCACUUUACACUUGAAGACGGUCGUUGUGACUGAGAGGUGAAAUGGCACAGGCAGGAGUUCAGCUGCAGAGAGAAACCUUCUCUUGUUCCAUCUGUUUGGAUCUUCUGAAGGAUCCCAUGGCUCUUUCCUGUGGACACAGCUUCUGUAUGAACUGUAUCAAAGACCACUGGGGCUCAGAGGAUGAGAAGAGGAUCUACAGCUGCCCUCAGUGUGGAGAGGCCUUCACACCGAGGCCUAAACUGAAGAAAAGCACCAUAUUAGCAGCUUUAGUGGAGGAGCUGAAGAAGACUGGACUCCAAGCUGCUCCUGCUGAUCACUGCUAUUCUGGAGCUGAAGAUGUGGCCUGUGAUGUCUGCACUGGCAGGAAACUGAAAGCUGUCAAGUCCUGUUUGGUAUGUUUGGCCGCUUACUGUGAGGAACACCUCCAGCCUCAUUAUCAAUCACCAUUAAAGAAACACAAGCUGGUGGAGCCCUCCAAGAACCUCCAGGAGAACAUCUGCCCUCGUCACGAUGAUCACGACACAGUCUCAGCUGCAGCAGAGAGGAAGCAGAAGCAGAGAGAGUUGGAUCUGACAAACAUGUCACUGGCUGUGGCUGAAGUGGUUUUUUUCCUGCCAGAACCAGAACCAGAGACCAGAGCUGAAUUCUUCAGAUAUUCACAGGAAAUCACACUGGAUCCAAACACAGCUCACAAAUAUCUGAUAUUAACUGAGGGAAACAGAAAAGUAAGAUUCAAGGCAGAAGAUCAGUCUUAUUCUAGCCACACAGACAGAUUUACUGGGGAGUGGCAGGUCCUGAGUAAAGAGAGUCUGACUGGACGUUGUUACUGGGAGGUGGAGUGGAGAGGGGGAGUUUUUGUAGCAGUGACGUACAAGAACAUCAGCAGAUCAGGGAGUUCAAAUGAAUGUGGAUUUGGAUUUAAUGAAAAAUCUUGGGUUUUAGUUUGUGAACAUGGAGGGUUUUUUUUUCUUCACAACAGAAUCUGGAUUAAAGUCUCAGAUGAUUUGUCCUCCAGAGUAGGAGUAUACUUGGACCACAGUGCAGGUCUUCUGUCCUUCUAUAGAGUCUCUGACACCAUGACUCUCCUCCACAGAGUCCAGACCACAUUCACUCAGACUUUCUAUGCUGGAGUUCUUUGUCUUUUUCCUGGAGCCACAGCUGAGUUCUGUAAACUCAAAUAGACCUGAGUUCUUACGGAGCAGUGAGUUCAACUAUGUGUUUAAAUCUUUGACUUGUCUGCUCGCGUUGCUCUGAUCACCUGUCAGUCAAACAGGGUGGUUUUCCUUGUCACUUUGUAAAGACACAAAUCUAUAAUCACAUUUAAAAUUUGUCCUUGUUUUUCUGUAUCGAUGUCAGAUUCUUUGAUGUUUGGUCAAAUUGUCAUGAUCCUGAUGAUCAUCAAUGAGGAAGCCAUUUGUUCUUUUCUUUUCUGUCACAUUGAGGUGAAACAAAGUCAUUCAAAUAGAAAACAAACAAACCAUCCAUUGUUGAUGAUUGUAUUAUAUCAUCAUGUUGUCAUUGUUUUAUUCCUUAUAUAUAUGUGGAGUUUCAACCAGAUUAUUGUUAUUUUUCAAAG